UUCAAAGGCUAGCGAAGAAGAGCGUUUGAAGCAAUGGCCAAGGCAACAUUUGCAAGAGUUUUACUUGUUGUUGCAUUAUCUAUGUCCAUAUCAAUAUGGCCUGCAUGCUCACUAAAUUUGCUGUCAUUAGAUUAUUACGAAAAGUCUUGUCCCAUGGCACUUUCAAUCAUAAAGUCUGGAAUGGAAGCAGCAGUUGCCAGAGAAGUUCGAAAUGCAGCUUUGGUUUUACGCUUACAUUUUCAUGACUGCUUCGUCCAGGGUUGUGAUGGUUCGGUGCUGCUCGAUGACACACCCACUUUCACAGGGGAAAAGACAGCCAGCCCAAACAUAAAUUCUCUUCGAGGAUUUGAAAUUAUUGAUGACAUCAAAGAACAAUUGGAGAAAGUGUGUCCUGGAGCUGUUUCAUGUGCCGACAUACUUACAGUUGCUGCUCGUGAUGCAGUUAUACUGAAUGGAGGACCUUACUGGCACGUUCCCCUUGGAAGGAAAGACUCAAGGACUGCAAGCUUGGUUGAAGCAAACACCAAUAUCCCUACCCCAAAUUCUACUCUUGCAGUUCUUAUUCGAAAGUUUCUAUUUCAAGGCCUUACACCUAUAGACUUGGUUGCUCUCAGUGGUGCUCAUACAAUUGGACAAGCUCGGUGCACAAAUUUUAGGGAUAGAAUUUAUGGUAGUGAUGCAAAAGAUACACGCUUUAGUUUAUUGAAAGCCAGUUGUCCUCUAUCUGGUGGGGACAACAACAUAUCACCCUUGGAUUUUGUAAGCCCAACUGUAGUGGACAACGCUUAUUACAAGAACUUAGUGAAUGAACGAGGACUUCUCAUCUCUGACCAGGAGUUAACCAGGUUUGGAAGUGUAACCUCUGCACUUGUGAAGCACUACGCUGAUGAUCCUCUCGCAUUUUGGAAUCAGUUUUCAGAUUCCAUGGUUAGCAUGGGGAAUAUCGUAAAUCCCCUUACUUUUCUCACUGGUGAAGUCAGGAAGAAUUGCCGCCGUGUUAAUUAAGAAUAAGGAAAAUGCUCAGGGGAGUUGAUUGUUUUGAUUCCAAAAAAAUGUAUCGGAAUCAUCAAUAAAUUCAGUUUAAUAGCUGAAAUCGACUUUUUUCUUUUGUUUUCUUAAUAGUUAUACUGAGAAGUGAUGGCCUUUAUCCAAGCUCUCACACAGAAGUAAAACACAGUAUUUGGCUGUUUUAUCUAUAGUUUUUUUUAGAUAUGGGUAUAUCAAUUAGGACAAGGAUUAUUCAGCAUCCUGGAUGUAUAUGAAAUUCAAAAUUAUGUUAUAUUUUAAAUUUCAAUUAAUAAAUAUAAUUAAAGGCGUAUUCAAUU
This is a messenger RNA of Cryptomeria japonica (Japanese cedar), 1325 nucleotides long. Its product is annotated as peroxidase 4. NCBI's taxonomy places the organism in Eukaryota, Viridiplantae, Streptophyta, Pinopsida, Cupressales, Cupressaceae. The record is from RefSeq and is a predicted model, not a curated record. Gene Ontology annotation, biological process: hydrogen peroxide catabolic process; response to oxidative stress. Gene Ontology annotation, molecular function: peroxidase activity; heme binding. The transcript has 4 exons. Bases 34 to 1005 code for a protein of 323 amino acids.